AUGGCGCUGGUUCAGGCUCUGCCGAUCACCGCUGAGCCUCAAGACCCGGGCCACAACGCACGCUCCCGCAGACGAUAUCGCUCGGGUCCCUCGCCACCCUUCAACGUGGCUGCUGCUGCUGCUCCAGACCUUACAGUGCGCCCCUACCGGGACCGCCGAGUCAGACGGGGAACCUCCUUACCGGGCUCAGAGUCUCCUCAGGAGCGCUUCCUACAAAACGGCAGUCCUCCGGCCCUGAGGACAGGCAGGGGGCGAGAGAAGUGGGACUAUGCGGAAGACUGGAAAGACUACCCAAUGGGAUCCGAAAGCCCCACAAGCUACCAGGACAAGAUUAGAAAAGGCUUGAAUGGGAAUAUGGGGGAACCACCGCCAAAACUCAUACCGGUGUCGGGAAAACUAGAGAAGAACAUGGAGAAAAGCGUAUUGCGGCCCACCGCAUUUAAGCCAGUGGUCCCCAAGACCCGUGGCGCCAUGCAGUAUUUGUCUCCCCGACACGGCGCCAAUGCACCAGAGAGCCAAAACGUCCAGCCGGGCAGCACUCACCGAGAGCUGUCGCCCUCCGGCUCAGAGAGGCGCAGCUCGUACAGCGCGGGACGUAGUGGCGGCGGGAGUGGCGGCCACUCCUGUUCACUCUCCGACUCGGGACGGAACUCACUUUCCAGUCUGGCCGCAGGAGAUGGGUUAGGGGGAAACCCAGAGAUGAGAAGAGCCCAUUCCGCGGGCGUCCACGUGCACUCCAACUCGGACAGCGGACGUUCGUCCUCCAGUAAGAGCACCGGGUCCGGUUCCGUCAGCGGGCGGAUUCAGCUGCCGUCAGACUGCGGGUCGGGAGGGCGCUCGCCAGGGGCGACGGAUGGCUAUGAGGGUGUGGUCAGAGACCUAGAGGACAAGCUUAGGGAUAGAGAGGCGGAGCUCCAGCUACUCAGAGACAACCUGGAUGACAACGAGGCUGCCAUCUGCCAGGUUUAUGAGGAGAAGCAGAAGCGUUUUGAGCUGGAGCUGGAGGAGCUGCGGCAGAGCUGCGCCACCAGGAUGCAGGUGGCCUCCCAGAAAGCUCAGCGAUCCCAGCAAGUGCUUCAGAUGCAGGUCCAUCAGCUGCAACAGGAGAAGAAGAAAUUGCAAGAGGACUUUGCGCAGCUCUUGAAGGAGCGAGAACAGCUGGAAGAGCGCUGCACCUCCUACGAACAUGACAAGAUCAAACUUGGCCCCCGACUGGAAGAGACAAAAUGGGAGGUGUGCCAGAAGUCGGGCGAGAUCUCGCUCCUGAAGCAGCAGCUAAAGGAGGCUCAAGUUGAGCUGGCCCAGCGAGCGGGUGAGGCCGCAUCGCUACGUGGGCAACUGCGUGAUGCCCGCGGCGAGCUAAGCAGCGCCCAGGCGCUCCUGCAGGAGUCCGGCGCCGCCUCCCGGUCGCGCGCCGCCGAGUUGGAGGUGUGCGAGAAUGAACUGCAGCGACGCAAGAGCGAGGCCGAGCUGCUGCGGGAGAAGGCGGCGCGCCUGGAGGGCGAGCUCGCGCGGCUGCGGCAGUCCGAGGGAGAUCGAGACGCCCUACGGGAAGUGGCCGAGCGCACUCGGGGCGAGCUGGCUCUGGAACGGCAGCGAGCCGAACGGCAGUCGGACCAUUUUGAGGAAGAGCGGAGGACGUGGCAGGAGGAGAAGGAAAAGGUGCUUCGCUACCAACAGCAGCUGCAGGAGAACUACUUGAGCAUGUACAAACGCAACCGGCAACUGGAGGUUGUCUUGAGGGACCUCAGCCAGGAACUGGAGAGCCGCGACCGUGAUGACGAUGACGGCAGUGGCAACGAGAUCGUCUUUGAUGAAGUCGCCGCCACAGAAAUUUGA
Messenger RNA from Nerophis lumbriciformis (worm pipefish), 1839 nucleotides. The record is from RefSeq and is a predicted model, not a curated record. Lineage: Eukaryota; Metazoa; Chordata; Actinopteri; Syngnathiformes; Syngnathidae.